Messenger RNA from Paramecium sonneborni, 648 nucleotides. NCBI's taxonomy places the organism in Eukaryota, Ciliophora, Oligohymenophorea, Peniculida, Parameciidae. The record is from the annotation of a GenBank genome assembly.
AUGGCUCAAGAAAUAUUUAAUAAAAAAUGGUUAUAAACAUUAGGAUAUUAUUCAUUAAGAUUAUACCCUUUCAAAUUUGUAUUAAAUUAUCAGAAUGUGAUGAAUCAUUACUAAAAAUACCAAAAAUAAGGAGAUUAUUUAAUUGAAUUUUUAAAUAUACCAUAUAGAUUGAGUAAUUAAGGUUUGUUAGGAUAAGUGCUUACAUAAGAGUUAUAAUAAUAUCGUCAAUAAAGUUUACAGAUGAAAAUAAAGAAAAUAAGAGCUAUAAGUGUAAUUUUAUAUUACUCAGGAUCAGGAGAUUAUAGAGCACCUAAAAUAUUAUAGAAAGCUCUUUAAUAUGAUUUCAUUGAGGAUUAUUUUGAAGAGUUUUAUGGAGAGAAAAAUAAAAUAAUUUUAUAAUUUUUAUUUCGUACAAUUCUUACAUUAGGUUUAUCAUGCAAAUUGUUGGAAAGAGUAGAUCAAAAAAUGGAUUAAAAUUUAUUAUUAUUUAUUUUAAACGAAUUUCAAUUGAGAUAAUUAAAUGAUUUUAAUAUAAGAUUAACUAAAAAGGAAAUCGAUAUGUUACUAGUGAUAAAAGAAAAAUGGAAAGAUAAUAAAAAAAUAAAUUGGGCUUUAUAUUAGUUAAAUAUAGAUCAAGAUUUAAUGUGA